CAGGUGUGCAAAAUACAGUAAAUUAGAGGUAUUUUUGGUGGAUGUGGCAACGUGGCGACUGCGCGGAAUUUAACGGAGGUGAAUUUUCCACCGCAAGGAAAAUCUCGACGGGUUUUCGCCAGUUCGUCCUCUGAAGGCGGACGCGACGUUUUCCGGGGAUCCGUGCUGCUGCGAAUUUCCCGGCGGAAAAACGGACGCGUUUCGAGCGUUUUUCCCGGCCGUCUCGUGCGAAAGGAAAUUCGGAAAAUUGGAAGACGGGGAUUUUAGUUGUCUCACUUUGCGACAACUGCGACUCAUGAUGAAGCUUUGUGAUGCAUAACGACAAUGCUAUGAAGGUGCCCCUGUAUGUUCUACUUGUAAUAGAAUCAACUCUAAUUGCAGCAGGUGUGGCCGUUCAUCCGGGUUGCGAAUGCAUCGUAUUUUCGAAGGUGCACGGCAAAGAGAAAGGAUCUUUCAAGAGUCCGGAUUUUCCCAAGCCGUACGCCUCGAACAUCGAUUGCCUGCUAUACACCUUCGUCGGCGACGAAGACGAAAUCGUCGAGCUGGCCUUCACCGAUUUCGACGUGCACAAAACGGCCGACGACUGCAUCUCGGGCGAUUACUUGAAGGUGUUCAUGCAUUUGGAGGGUCACAGCGUGAACGAGUAUACCCCGUGGGAGAGCGUCCUGUGCGGAGGAUACGCCGACAUUCCAGCCGUUAUUUAUUCCUCCGGAUCGGUUUUAGUGCUGGCAUUCCAUUCGGGGGCGCGUACGGCGAACGCCAGCGGGUUCCUGGGGACUUUCAGGUUCUUACAAAAAAAGCUUUUCCGUACGGACGGUUGGAAAUUACCCAGCACAUCUUGCGACUACGAAUUUUACAGCUCCGACCACUCUCUUCUGCAAGGAAAAUUCUACUCUCCCCGAUUCCCAUCGAGCUAUCCCACCAACAUUAGAUGCACCUACAAAUUCCAAGCCAGGUACAAAGAACGAGUUCGCAUACUUUUCGAAGAAGUAGCUUUACAAAAAGGUGACAUAAGCUGUUUGAAUCGAGCCGACAUCGUCCGCGUGUUCGACGGCAGCGCCUCCGCCGAUCCCUCCAUACGGAUCCUCUGCAACGAGAACUCCGGGGCCGAAAUCCUCUCCUCCGGCCCUGACUUAUUCAUCGAAUUCAUAGCCAAUUCCGACCGGCCGGGUCGCGGCUUCAAAGGGAAAUAUCAAUUUCAACGAAGCGAUAGCACAGCCGUCGCUCGAAAUCCUGGAGAACUUCCCCCAUCCACUGAGACUGAACCAAACGUUAGAGAAACACGUUCUAGUUGUGAUGUAGCCAUAAGUAGCGAUUCGAGUAGAAACGGAAGCAUAACUAGCCCUUCUUAUCCGUCACCUUACCCGGCGAAGACGACGUGCACGUACGAGUUCCAAGGCAGAGGCAAGGAGAGGGUGCAGGUCGCGUUCCACGAUUUUAAUUUGUACGUUCCCAAUGGGAAUUCGAAAAAUUGCGAUGACGCCGAUUCCUUGGGCGUUUACAUCCACAUCGACGGUCGCAUCGAGAAAAUCGACAGCUUCUGCGGCGCCGUGACGCCCAAGCCGGUCAUGUCGAACGGUCCCCGUUUGAAGCUCGAAUUCCAAAGCUUCCACACGUCCAGGUACUCCAGGGGAUUCAAGGCUACCUACGCUUUUAUGGAAAAUUUCGGAAUAAGAACCGGCAAUCAAUUGUCUAUUUAUCCAUGUGCCUUCGAAUUUAACAGUAACGAAUCGAAAGAGGGGCAUUUCUCCAGUCCCAACUACCCCGGUUAUUAUCCGCGAGACACGGAAUGCCACUAUUUCUUCAACGGGAACCUCUCGGAGAAGGUCCGCUUGCACUUCGAUUAUUUCGACGUGGAAGGCGUUUUACCUUGCGACGCGGUCUCGGCCAGCGACUACGUGGAGUUUUCGAAUUACGUGACGAAGGACAAGAAGUUCUCGAGGUAUUGCGGGCAGCUGAAGGAGUUCGACGUGGAAUCGGACAGGCAAUAUUUCAGGGUGACGUUUCGAUCGAACGACAGGCUCGACGGUACCGGGUUCAACGCGACCUAUCGCUUCGUAAUGGGCAAGGAGGGCAGGAAGAAGCCGGCUAAUGUUUUGAAUUCGUCGAAUUGGGAUAGAGGUACUUGUUUAUGGAUACUCCUGUGCGUAAUUUCGAUGACCAAAAUUUCUACAUAAUCAUUCGCGAUAGGGAAAAGAAUCACUAAGGGAACACCGGAGCAAUAUUUUUCCACAAAUUGUUUUUUUUUUCUGUUUAAGAUCAUUCGUUUUAUUUAUUUAACAGAUCAAUUGAGAAAUGAUACAUAUUUAAGACUGUACAUAUACUUAUAGUUACUUACGUUAUGUUUGUCUGUUUAAAUUUGUAUCCUAUUAUUAUUGUAAAUAUA
Molecule: messenger RNA, 2386 nt
Organism: Phyllotreta striolata
Lineage: Eukaryota; Metazoa; Arthropoda; Insecta; Coleoptera; Chrysomelidae
Source: the annotation of a GenBank genome assembly